Molecule: messenger RNA, 1387 nt
Organism: Mytilinidion resinicola
Lineage: Eukaryota; Fungi; Ascomycota; Dothideomycetes; Mytilinidiales; Mytilinidiaceae
Product: adenylate kinase-like protein cytosolic
Exons: 4
Coding region: 328-1164 (278 amino acids)
Biological process (GO): ADP biosynthetic process
Cellular component (GO): cytoplasm; mitochondrion
Molecular function (GO): AMP kinase activity; ATP binding
Source: RefSeq, a predicted model, not a curated record
CCGUCUUUCGAGGCUGUCUCAAGCCUGCAUUUUUAUCCGUCCGUCCUCGUCGUCCACGCACCAGGCGGCCGCAGGGCCCUCCAUCGGCAACCGACCUCGGCGUCUGGGGGUCUUUUCCGUGGUCGGCGCCACGAGUGCUCGGUCUGACGGGAACUUUGGUCCUGGGCUUGGCCUGUGCCGAAAGUAGCUUUCCAACAUCACCUCGAGCUGCCGUCUGUCCCCACGCCUUCUCCUCCAUCCGCGCAAUUGUGUUCUUCGCCAUCUCUCCCCUCCGGCGCGUUCCUCACUCCCUCGUAGUAUUCUCAACGUCCCUCACGCUCCUGCGCAAUGGCUCCGCUCCAGGACCAGGUCGUCGAUGACCUCAAAAACUUGGUCCACCGGCUGGAAUCGCGGGUGGCAGAACUUGAGGCCAAGCUCACGGGCGGCGAAGGCGGCUCGUCGUCAGCAAGCGGCGGAGUGCGCAUGAUUCUGAUGGGCCCGCCAGGUGCAGGCAAGGGCACACAAGCUCCGAAGAUCAAGGAAAAAUACUGCGUCUGCCAUCUCGCUACGGGAGACAUGUUGAGGGCACAGGUCACGAAGAAGACACCAUUGGGCCGGGAAGCCAAGAAGAUCAUGGACGCCGGCGGGCUCGUGAGCGACGAGAUCAUGAUUGGCAUGAUUAAGAACGAGCUAGAUACCAACGUCGAGUGCAAGAACGGCUUCAUUCUUGACGGCUUCCCCCGAACUGUAGCCCAAGCCGAGCGGUUAGACGACAUGCUUGAGGAGAAGAAGCAGAAGCUCAUGCACGCUGUCGAGCUCCAGAUUGACGAUGGCCUGUUGGUCUCGCGGAUAACGGGCCGUCUGAUCCACCCAGCCUCGGGCCGCAGCUACCACAAGAUCUUCAACCCGCCAAAGGAGGCGAUGAAGGAUGACGCCACAGGCGAGCCAUUAAUUCAGCGAUCGGACGACAAUGCGGAAACCCUCAAGAAGCGCCUUGCUACAUACCACCAGCAGACGUCGCCCGUGGUAGCAUACUACCAGAAGACGGGUAUCUGGAAGCCAAUUGAUGCCAGCCAAGAGCCAGGCCAAGUCUGGAAAAGCCUCCUCACGAUCUUUGAUGGCGACAAGCCCACAAUAGCAGGCAAGACUGGAAGCCUCUUUAACAAGCUGGGUCUCAAGAACUAGGUCAUUAUGUAAAGAGUGGGGUGAGCGGCGAGAUGGUGUGGAUCUAGGAGCUUGUAUCAAGGUGGGCGGUUGGGUGCAUUGCCUUUUAGUAGCGCAUAUCCAGGAUGGGCCGAGCAAAAGUUCUAUCUAUCUCGAACCGCGCCUUGGUCAAAGGGGGUGCACAUAGGUAAUGAUACGCGUCCUGUACUUGUAAAAUGAAUGGGCUGGCAUUUGGGUCUCCUAG